CAGGGAUGCCUGGCUGGGAGGUAGGCGACUGAACAGCGGGGAUGGAAGGGAGAGGACCCUACCGCAUCUACGACCCUGGCGGAGGCUCAGAGGAGAAUGGAUCCACAGCCUUUGAGCGGCUGGUGGAGGAGAACACCCGGCUGAAGGAGAAGAUGCAGGGGAUCAAGUCUAUUGGAGAGCUGCUGGAGGAGUCCCAGGUGGAGGCAUCCAAGCUGCGGCAGAAGGCAGAGGACCUUGUGAAGGACAAGAAAAUGCUGAUGGCAUCAUCUUCCUUGGAGGACCUGGUGGAAACCGGAGCCGUCAGCCCUGAUCCCAGCUCCACACGGGCUGCCCUGGGCAGUGCCCAGCCGGACACGGAAGCACGAAAAUCUCCUCCAAAUGGAUCCUCCUCGGAGUUUGAGAUCGUUGCUGUGGAAGCACAGGGGUUUUCCCAGGAGAGCGGGAGAGCGGAUGCCAACCUGCGGCCCCAGCUGCAGCAGCUGGAGAGCACACUGAGCGGCUGUGCCAAGGAGGCCAGCAAGGACCAGGUCUUCGUCCGCAUGGGCUACAUGGCCUCCGAGCUCAAGCGCCUGGCCUCCAAGGUGCACAAGAAUGAGCAGAGAACAUCAUUCCUGCAG
Cariama cristata (Red-legged seriema) is the source of this 617-nucleotide messenger RNA. RefSeq names its product TNFAIP3-interacting protein 1-like. The annotation marks the transcript as partial. The transcript has 5 exons. NCBI's taxonomy places the organism in Eukaryota, Metazoa, Chordata, Aves, Cariamiformes, Cariamidae. The record is from RefSeq and is a predicted model, not a curated record.